CCACUACAAAAUCAAAACAAGGAAGUCAUUUGAGGAGGAGGAAUUUGCUAUGUCAAAAAAGAAACAAAAUAAAACCACAACAUUUACGCCAGCACAGAAACAGAAGGACAUACAUGCAACACAAGAAAACAUGAAAUAUCUAGACAGUUUUACGAUAUUUUAUUUAUCCAGUGUUGCUUUGAUUGUAGCUAUAAGUGUAGUGCCAUUAACAGCAGAAAUGUCCAGCAGAUCUAACUUUCAACAUCAGAAACACCGUCCACUUAAAAUGGAUGAGGCAUUACUGACAGUCAGCAAUGAGCUGACCACUGAUGUAAUCGUUAGUUGGACUUCUCAGGAAUGUUACCAAUGUCUAUAUCAACAGCUUGGAGUGGUAUCUGCAUCGCUCCAUCCUGGCCAACCUAAUUCAUCACAUUUUGUUGUGAAUACACAGCAUGGACUUACAGUAAUGCUUAAUACGACUUCAGCCAAGCAGCUUUGCAAUGCAAUCACUUUUCACUUUGGAGAGCAUGGAAAUUACUCCCUUUGGAUAAAAAAUCCGAACAAUAGGUCAGAAGCCGACUGCACCAUAGUGACAGAUGGAGAACCGGUGAACAGUUACACUCCAAUCCUAAUAGCGUUUUUUGUCCUUUCUGGAUUGGCAUUACUUUUUGCUGUAGGAAGAACAGUGUUUGGACUCGAGACAGUGAGAAGAGUAUACUUUCAGCUGACAGGUUCUAUGGAAACUGAGCGGUUGAUCAACUCUGAACUUGGCUCUCCUGGCAGGACGGUUACUACAGCCACUGACAACAUCUUACCUCCUCCUCCCAACCCUAACAAGAGAUUGCGAUCACUAGAUACUUUCAGAGGUAUAUCGUUAACUGUUAUGGUAUUUGUGAACUAUGGAGGAGGGAGAUAUUGGUUCUUCAGGCAUUCAAGCUGGAAUGGUCUUACUGUUGCUGAUCUAGUUUUUCCUUGGUUUGUAUUUAUCAUGGGGACAUCUAUUGCCCUGUCAGUCAACAUGCUGCUGCGUUCAGGUGCCACUCGUUCCUCUCUACUGAAGAAGGUGGUGUGGAGGACCUUGUUGCUCUUUGGAAUUGGGAUUGUCAUCAUCAACCCAAAUUACUGCCAAGGACCUUUGUCCUGGGAUAACCUGAGAAUUCCAGGCGUUUUGCAGCGUCUGGCCUGGUCAUAUCUGGUGGUGGCAUGUUUGGAUUUAUUAGUAGCAAGAGCCCACCUCGACAUAAUUACUACGGAUACUUGGUGGUCACCUAUUCUCGAUAUCUUGCUUUACUGGCCAUCCUGGCUUUGUGUGGUCCUUCUAGAAGUGUUAUGGCUUUGCCUUACUUUUCUACUUCCUGUUCCUGACUGCCCCACGGGUUAUCUGGGUCCAGGAGGAAUAGGGGACAUGGGUCUGUAUGCUAACUGCACUGGAGGAGCUGCUGGAUAUAUUGACCGCUGGCUGCUGGGAGCGAAACACAUCUAUCAAACUCCCUCUUCACGGGUUAUCUAUGCAACACAUAUGCCAUUUGAUCCUGAAGGUGUUCUGGGCAGCAUAAACUCAAUAGUCAUGGCUUAUCUUGGAUUACAGGCAGGCAAAAUAAUUCUGCAUUACAGAGAUCUACACAGAAGCAUAAUGUCAAGGUUUCUUAUAUGGGGGUUGUUCUUGGGAGUCAUAUCAGCAAUACUCACGAGAUGUUCCAAAGACCAGGGAUAUAUUCCUGUCAAUAAGAAUCUAUGGUCCCUGUCCUAUGUGACUACUUUGGCCUGUUUUGCCUUUGUGCUGCUAGUGCUCAUCUACUAUAUUAUAGACGUGAAAAAGUGGUGGUCUGGUGCACCUUUCUACUACCCUGGUAUGAACUCCAUUCUCGUGUAUGUGGGUCAUGAAGUCUUUGAGGAAUACUUUCCCUUCCGUUGGCAAAUGGUCAACAGCCAAUCUCAUUUGGAACAUCUCAUACAAAAUGUUGUGGCCACAUCAUGUUGGGUCUUUAUCUCCUAUAUAUUGUAUAGGAAAAAGAUCUUCUGGAAAAUAUAACCAUGAAAGCAACUUUAAAUCACCAUGUUUACAAUGGCAUUGUUAAAAAAAAAUGCACAUACCCUUUUCUUACUCUGCGGGGAUACAAGUACAGUAUUUUCUUGAGACUUUACGGAUUUUGACUUGUUAAGAAACUGAAUUCUCACUCAGGAAAAAAUAUGAUACAUGUUUAAGUCAUUAUUUGUCUUUGUGGAAAGUAUCUUUCUCAUAUUAUCAUCUUGUAUAUUAAGAAUCAUACAUUUUCAGAUUUAUUGUAAAACUCAUGGAACCCCUCUUUUUUAUGUCACGAGUGCCAUAUAAUGCAAUAGCACUUACUUUAAAGUAGUAUCCAAAUGCUGAUAUAUUUUUUACUCUGUAAAUCUGUACAUUUAUGUAAUUUUAUACAGUUUUAAUUGUUACUGUUAUAUGCUGCUGUCCAUAAUUAAAGGACACCUUGAUGUA
Messenger RNA from Boleophthalmus pectinirostris (great blue-spotted mudskipper), 2452 nucleotides. RefSeq names its product heparan-alpha-glucosaminide N-acetyltransferase (gene hgsnat). The record is from RefSeq and is a predicted model, not a curated record. The transcript is spliced from 18 exons. Bases 50 to 2011 code for a protein of 653 amino acids. Lineage: Eukaryota; Metazoa; Chordata; Actinopteri; Gobiiformes; Gobiidae.